GAGAGAGAGUUGAUGGAGUACCAACAGAGAAAAACCAAUGUUUUCAUGUUUCCAUGGCUAGCACAUGGACACAUCUCACCCUUCCUGGAGCUGGCCAAGACACUUUCCAAGAGAAACUUCAACAUAUACCUGUGUUCGACCCGGGUGAACCUCUCUUGCAUCGAGAAGAAGCUAGCCGAAAAAUACUCACAUUCCAUUACCCUAGUCGAAAUCAAAGUGCCAACUUUGCCAGGCCUUCCCCAAAACUACCACACCACCAAAAACCUCCCUUCCCACCUCAUGCCCACCCUCAAAACCGCCUUCGACCGAUCGGCCAACAACCUCUCCAAACUGCUGAAAACCUUCAAGCCGGACUUGCUUAUAUACGACACCAUCCAACCGUGGGCUCCCGUUAUCGCUUCCAAGCACAACAUCCCCGCGGUGGCUUUCGUGGCCACCAGUGCCACGAUGACUUCCUUCAUGCUUCAUCGUUACAAAUAUCCAGGUACCGAAUUCCCUUUCGAGGACAUAUAUCUUAAUGAUCAUGAGGAUGGUAAUCUAGUUCAUUUGAUACAAUCUUCGGAGAAUCACUAUAAAGGGAAAAACAGGUUUUUUGAGUGCCUUAAGAGAUCAUCCGGGAUGAUCUUGAUUAAGAGCUUAAACGAGAUCGAAGGAAAGUAUAUAGAUCAUUUGUCUCUUUUGGCUAAAAAGAAGAUUGUACCGGUCGGUCCAUUAGUUGAAACCACUACUACUACUAUUCUUGAAGAUGAGCACUCGCACAUCAUCGAGUGGCUUGACAAGAAGUGUUUUGGCUCGACUGUGUUUGUUUCUUUCGGGAGCGAAUAUUUCCUUUCCAAGGAGGAGAUGGAAGAAAUGGCUCAUGGGUUAGAGCUUAGCGGGGUUAAUUUCAUAUGGGUUGUCAGGUUUCCAGUGGGAGAAAAAACUAGAGUUGAGGAGGCUAUGCCAAAAGGGUUUCUAAAGAGGGUAGGGGAGAAAGGAUUGAUAAUCCAAGGAUGGGCUCCCCAGGUACAAAUCUUAGAACAUCCCAGUAUCGGAGGGUUCGUGAGUCACUGCGGGUGGAGCUCUGUCAUGGAGGGGAUCAAGUACUGCAUUCCCAUAAUCGCGGUUCCAAUGCACCUAGAUCAGCCGGUGAAUGCCCGGCUUCUAACAGAGAUUGGUGUCGGCGUGGAGGUGAAGAGAGAUGGGAGUGGGAAGCUGGUGAGAGAGGAAGUGGCCAGGGUGGUCAAAGAGGUGGUAGUGGACAAAGGUGGCGAUUUUGUGAGGAAGAGAGAGAGACAGCUGAGUGAGAAGGCAAGGAUGAGAGAGGAGGAGAGGAUGGAUGGGGUGGUGGAGGAGUUGCUGCAACUCUGCAGGAAGAGGAAGAAUAUUAUCAGGCCUCAGAUCAAUGGUCUGCUCAUUCACGAAGUGGUUGAGAUGACUCCAAAUGCUGUUCUAUCCAAUGUAUCCAUGACCAAGUCCAAAUAGAAGAAAGCAUGUUACCAUGCACUUCUAACCUUAACUUGGGUGGUUUUUUU
Messenger RNA from Rhododendron vialii, 1514 nucleotides. RefSeq names its product UDP-glucosyltransferase 29-like. The record is from RefSeq and is a predicted model, not a curated record. The coding region runs from base 13 to 1464 and encodes 483 amino acids. Lineage: Eukaryota; Viridiplantae; Streptophyta; Magnoliopsida; Ericales; Ericaceae. The transcript has a single exon. Gene Ontology annotation, molecular function: UDP-glycosyltransferase activity.